ACUGGACGAUACUCUCAUAAAAACAUAAUUAAUAUUUUUGGCGUGUAGAAUGGAAACAGGUUAUAGAUAGAUAGGUAUUUGUCAGUUGCGGUCACUUUAGCCCUUUAGCUUUUGUCAUUCAUUGUGUUGAUUCUGUAAGCGCCGGACACAUGCAAAACAAAAAAAAAACCACUAAGCAUAAAAAAGUGCAUAAGUACAGGAAAAGGAUCGAAAGGACCGUACAGUUUUAAAAAUAUUCAAUAAUGCCCGAAGCCCAGAACUCCGUAGUUUUCGGUACAAACGAGAAAUGGCGGAUCAACCGAAAUAUUUUUAUCUUAGGUUUAGCUUUCAUGAUACAGUUCACGGCCUUUCAUGGAACUGCAAAUCUUCAGAGCUCAGUCAAUAGUGAUGAUGGAGCUGGAACAUUUACUUUGGCUGCAAUUUAUUUCUCUUUAAUAUUGUCUAAUAUUUUUUUACCUGCCAUUAUUAUAAAAUGGCUUGGCUGCAAAUGGGCUGUGGCUGUGUCAUUCAUUGCAUACAUGCCGUUCAUCGCAUCUCAAUUCUACCCUCGGCUAUACACGCUCGUACCAGCUGGAAUGAUGGUUGGAUUUGGUGGAGGACCGCUUUGGUGUGCUAAGUGUACUUAUUUAUCUGUGGUAGCCGAACCUUAUUCACAAUUAUCAGGAGUACCAGCAGACGUGUUAGUGGUUAGAUUCUUCGGUCUCUUCUUCAUGUUCUAUCAAAUGGCUCAGAUUUGGGGAAAUCUCGUCUCUUCAGCCAUUCUCUCUUCAUCUCUUGGCGAAGAACAGAUGCCAGCCAAUGAGACUCUGGCUCCGACGGCAUCAGCUCUGGUCAACUUCACAGUUCCCAAGGUGGACUUUGGUGCUACGUGUGGAGUUAACUUUUGUAGCAGCAGCGCAUCACAUGAAAACAUCAACUUGGAACCACCUUCUGCUACCAAAAUUCACGUGAUAGCCGGCGUCUAUCUCGCUUGCAUGGCAACUGCCUGCGUCUUGGUUGCGGUUGGUGUCGAUUCUCUUUCCAGAUACGCAUCAGCUCGCAAGGCAGCUCACCAAGGCAAGUCAGGCUUCGGUCUCCUGGCAGUGACCCUGCGACAGCUGAGGCAAAAGUACCAGCUCCUCCUGCUGCCAGUCAUCGGGUAUAUUGGCGCAGAGCAGGCGUUCAUGGCAGCUGAUUUUACUCAAGCGUUUGUAGGUUGCGCAUACGGCAUCAGCAACAUCGGUUUCGUGAUGAUCUGUUUUGGAGUGUUCAAUGCUCUAGCAGCUCCUAUUGCUGGGGCUGUGGUUAAACUAACUGGGAGGUACCCGGUCAUGAUCACUGCUUUGAUUCUGAACCUGUGUUUAUUAACGUGUCUACUGCUGUGGCGACCAAGUCCUGAUCAGUGGUUGGUGUAUUACUCACUGGCAGCAGUUUGGGGCACAGCUGAUGCCGUUUGGCUUGUUCAAGUUAACGCCCUGUCAGGUAUCCUGUUUCCCGGUAAUGAAGAAGCAGCGUAUUCCAACUUCAGGCUAUGGGAAGCAACUGGUAGCGUCUUCGCAUACGCAACUGCCCCCUACCUUUGUGUUAGAACGAGGAUCUACAUUCUUCUGGGCCUUCUCUUAGUGGGUUUCACUGGUUACACCACUAUAGAGCUGAUGGAAUACAAAGUGAAGAGAUGUCAUUUUCGAGAGAGGACGUUCGAGCUUGUUAAGGAAAAGGAAAACGAUUAACUAUGAACCUAUGGUUAUUUAAAAGGCGAAAUUACUGCCCAAAACACUUUAAAUUUGCAUUUGAACUUUUAAAUGUUUAAAUUAAUAGGAAAUACUCAACGCUGAAAUAAGUCAUCUGAAAAAAAUAGGAUAAAAAAACGAAAAAUAAUAUAAAUUUAUUCUUUUCAUACAUAUACAAAAACAGUUUACGAAAAUAACGGAAAGA
This is a messenger RNA of Hyposmocoma kahamanoa, 1914 nucleotides long. Its product is annotated as UNC93-like protein. Bases 243 to 1709 code for a protein of 488 amino acids. Gene Ontology annotation, biological process: regulation of muscle contraction; regulation of potassium ion transport. Gene Ontology annotation, cellular component: striated muscle dense body; plasma membrane. Gene Ontology annotation, molecular function: potassium channel regulator activity. The transcript has 11 exons. NCBI's taxonomy places the organism in Eukaryota, Metazoa, Arthropoda, Insecta, Lepidoptera, Cosmopterigidae. The record is from RefSeq and is a predicted model, not a curated record.